AUGACGGAAGAAGACCUGUUAAAUCCACAGAUGGUGACCAGUUUUUCAAAGUUUGCUUGUGUCUCGGUGAAAACGAGAGCAGCGAUCAAAUCCCGCAAAAUCCCGUCGAUAAUCGCAGUUUUCGUGACCUUGUUGUUGAUGCAUUUCUUGGUUCUCUGGUGCUAUGAAAGAAAUUCCAUUAUUCCGUCUCGUCGACUGAAACUCGAAGACAAUCCGUGGACAACCCACAGGCGCAAGACUACGUCUGGAAAACCUCCUCUGGAACAAUCUUCACGAGAAGCAACCAAAAUGGAGCAUACUGACAAGUUCAUUGCACUCAUUUCCACAAGAAAUGAUCCACCAGUGGUACCGGGUCAUCCGCCAGUCAGUCAAUUGACGGUGGCGCACCCGCUGGUUGUCAAGCGCCAGUCGGUCUAA
Molecule: messenger RNA, 417 nt
Organism: Notodromas monacha
Lineage: Eukaryota; Metazoa; Arthropoda; Ostracoda; Podocopida; Cyprididae
Source: the annotation of a GenBank genome assembly